Molecule: messenger RNA, 4116 nt
Organism: Rhododendron vialii
Lineage: Eukaryota; Viridiplantae; Streptophyta; Magnoliopsida; Ericales; Ericaceae
Exons: 4
Coding region: 140-787 (215 amino acids)
Source: RefSeq, a predicted model, not a curated record
CUUCGUCUUCUCUGGUUCACAGAGGAGAACAGCGAGAGAGAGGGAGGGAGGAGUUCUUGGACGAUUUGCAGUUUCUCCGUGGUUGCCUCCGCUUUCGUCCUUUACUCCAUCACUGUCUCUCUCUUGAAUCUUCUGUGAGAUGACGACUACCAUGGCCGCACGAUCUCAUCACAAAUCGCGUGCACUCUCUCUCGUCAAUGCACCGACGCAGACGAUAGAUCCACCACCGACCACCACCGGAGCCCUCACCGACGCCACCCCACAGGUGAUCGGUUUCCUGGCGUGGUCUCGAUGUCGAACCCUGUCGGUCGGUGUAUGUAAUCUUAAAGUCUGGGUCGAAGUGCUGAGGUUCAGGGGCCUUGGUAGCAUUGUGGACAGAGAAGAGUUUCCAAAAGAUUUCGACAAGCAGUUGUGCACAGAGCUCAACUGGUCUCGAUUGGAGGAUGCCAUCUUCAAAACUCAUGUCACCGGUUGGGGUUUCUGGUGUCGACAGGACAACAGACCACCCCAUGCUCCUCCGGUUUCUAAUUGUGUGAUCAAUAGGGUGCGGGGAUACUGGAAAACAGUGACAGAGCCCUGUUCUUUGGCGACGAAAGAUCAAAGUGGAUUUUGUUGGUUUGGUUCACUAGCUGAUCUGAAACACCAUGACAAGCCACCUAAUCGAACUGUAAGUGCGUUUGCCUCUGACAUUGGAAAUGAAAAUAUGUUAUCGAAGUUUUAUAUAGCAUUUUUGAAUUGUGCUAUUCAUGCUUUUGACAUUAGAAUUUACUUGGUCUUCAGUAAGUAACAAACUGAUUGUUUGGUUCAACUGUGGACUUUGAAAGUAGACUUGACAACUUCUGUUAGCAACAAGCCAACAACUCUUUUCCAUCCCUUCAAUAUCCAAAUUUAAGAAUUUCUAAGAUUUGGGUAAUGAUGAAUUUCCCUUGUUUAACUAUGAAAGGAAUUGGGUUUUGGACUUUGGACCCUUCUAUGAUUUCUGUGAUCGUAAUUCUUAAGUCCACAUUAUAGUUUCCAGCCUUGCUAUUGGCCCAGCUUUUUCUCAUUCCAUGUAUAUUCACAGUUGAGAGUCCUUUCUAGAAGUAAGAAAGGAAUUUGAUUUCAGUGUUAAGACUACUUUUUUCCCAUUUACUCGUAGGUUGAGGCUAUUUGGAUAUUAUCUUCUUUGGAAUAUUUUGUUUUUCCCAUUAUAUGUCUGGUAUCUCCAUUGUUUCCGUUCAUAUAUUUGUGGUAACUGAAAUACCACAAAGUUUCUAUAUCAAUUUAGAACAUGGCAACAGUUGCUUAUGAGACCAGUAAAAGAAAUGUGUAUAUUUUUCCAGUUCUUUACCAUGAGACCACUUACCAAGACUAUAUGCUUGUUUGGCUUUGUGGUUAAGAUGAGGACUAUACAUCUGUUGCAGUUUUUGACUAAAAGGGACCUGCUGGAAGGUCUAAUGCCGGAGCUUAAAGGCUUGGUCUUCAGCUCCUUGCAAUCUUAAAUUCAGCUUAGAUAUGGUAUUCCCUAAAUUCCAAAUUGACAGCAGAAUAAUAUUCACCUUGCCCUUUCGGGUAUACCUUUCGUUUUCGCUGUGGAUUCUUUCCUACGCACUCUGAUCAUCCAAUUCCUUUAGGUCCGUUCCGCCAUACUUCUAUGAAAAACUCAAUCUGAUAAUCAAAGUUCCGUGAUUCCAAUAUCUUUGUUGUCGGGGAAAAAAAUGGAUAGUCCACAUUCAAACAUUAGGGAUUGGAAAGCAAGAGGAGGAGGAUUUUUUUACUGCAGAACAAAACUCGAUAUAUAGUUAGAGGGAGACAGAGGAGAUUGCAACGAAGCAGGAGGUAUGGAUGAGAAUUUUCAAUUCCAACUGCAUCUACAUACAUUAUAGUUUGAGGAUGGUUCAUUCAAAUGUUCACAUAGUUCCAUAAACCUUUUCAAAUGUGAACUGAUGGUUUAAGGUAGCAGGUCUGGUCUUCUGAUAGUAAAGAAGUGAGAAUUGGAUUGCAAGUUGUAGCUUGAAACUUAAGUGAUUAUCGUAUGUCUUGAUCAGUUCUUUUGUGUUAUUGUUGCGCCUAAGGAAUGUUUAGACAAUCUUAGUUUCUCAAUAAUUGAAUCUUUUUUCCUUAUUUUAUUAUUUCGUAAGUUGUUCUAAAAAGUUGUUUUCCCCACUCAUAAAAAUUACAUUCAUAGUACUACAGUAGCAUGUUUAGCCAAAAAUAGACGUAAAAAAAAGAAAAGGAAUGUUGCCUCUUGCUUUGUUCGAAGCUGCUGUUUCAAAAAAACAAGUUGCAUAAAUUAACUUCGCAUAUUGUAUACAUCACCAAACAGGGCUAAAAGAGUUCCUUGAUAUCUAGGACUUGCUCAAAAGAGUUCCUAGGGUUCCAAGAGACUUCGUUUGGUUACAAACUUACAAGGGACUUACUUUAGAGCAAGUCCAAUGAUAAAUAGAACUCUUUUGGCUAAAAAAUAUUGACCUUUUUUUGUAUGGGUUGAAUUCGUUUGAGUUAUUCCCUGAGGUUUGGGUACUUUCGGCUGUGCAUGAUUUCAACUUCAUGAAAUUUCGUGUAAGGUGGUUGUGAGUUUGGUGUUUUUUGGUGGAUUGUUCAGACUUAUGUUCUUUAACAGAGUUUUAGCGUUGUUUUGCUUCGGUGGUUUUAUGUUGACGUUUCUUUUAGGUGUGUUUGGUUUUCCUGUGUAGAUUUUCAAGAUUUUAUGUUACUCCAAGAGGGGAAAACAAACAAACGGUUGAGAAAAACAAUAAACUAUGUAUAUAGUGUGUGUGUGUCCUCCUCGGGAAAAACGGAUGGGUUUUGGCAGUGCCAAUUUUAAAAAAAGAGCCAAAAUAGAUCUAUCGAACGCAUCUUACGAUUGUAAUGUGUAUAGCUGCAGAUCCAUUGAUCUGGUUAGCAAGCAAACCAAAUGACACCUUCCCAAAUCCCAUCAAAUCUAUGUCUAAUAGUAGUAGAAUACAAAAGGUAAUAGAAGUAUUCAUGUAUAGAAAUAUUGAUAUUGGCCGUUGAUAAUAGCUGUUUGCAUUACCAUCUUCUCUUUGCUAAGUGAGAUAUGCUUUCUUGCGCUUUGUCCAUGUGUAGCAUUUACUUGCUUGCCGUUUGUACAUCAACUUGGGUGGGUGUGUUUUGGGGUGUUACACUUUCUGGUUUUGUGCUUGCUUGCUAAAUCUAUUUUUGUGCUGUGGGUAUGUGAUAGGAUAGUAGGUGUGUUGUGACUCCCACUGAGGGAAGGUUUCAUUUUUGUGGGAACUCCUGUGAAGAAUAGCUGGCGCUUCUCCCUGUCUGCUUGCAUUUGCGUGUUUUCCAUCUUUAUGUCAUCUAGAGAAUACAGAAAAUUCCAAUUUUCCUGAAUAUUCUCCAUCUUAAUUUCUUUUAUUUGUGUUUUCUGGAAAAACACAUGGGCAGGAUCAACUUUUAGCUGUGGAUUGUGUCCCUAUCUUUGUUAUAGUCACUACCUUGAUUACCAAUAUGGCUCUUUGUUUCCUAAAUCUUUGCUGGCGAUGUAGAGUAUGCUGAUCUAAAUUAGCUUGUUUCAAGCUCCUGUUGAUGCGUUUGUCCUUUAAUUCAAGUGUUUUCUGGAUUAACAUGCUUUCAUUUUAGUGCAUGGUGGUCUAAUCUAAUGUCUUGACAUGCACAGUAGCUUUUGAGUAUUUCUUGAUCGCCAUUACCAUGAAGCGAUGUGCCAGAAAAUUCUGGCAAUUACCCAGGGUUUCCUUGAAUGCUGAUAUGCCUUGGACCAGCAGCAGCACAAAGAGACUAAUCUAUAUUCAAAUAUUGUGCUUGGAUCAUGGAUUUUAGAAAUUUUAACAUGUGAUUUGAGAAUGAUAUGGAAAAAAGAAAUAUAUUUAGCUCCUUCUCAUCACAUUUUGUUGUAUUUCCGUUUAACUAUUUUAGAUCUCCAUGAAUUCCUUUUCAGUUCCAUGAUUGUAGCCCAACUUAGAUUGGAUUGUGUGGUUCCCUAAAUAGCUGGUUCCUGCUUUUAGCGUUUUGAAUUAUUCACCUUGUUUUUUUGUGCCCCCGGAUCUGUUUUUGGGUUUGGAUUGGGUCGUUGUGUGAGGCCUCUGUUUUUUGUGGGUGAUGUAAGGACUUAAAAACAAGUUUGUGCUAUUGUUUCGCCGUAUUUGCGUU